AUGCGGCGGAAAAUCCAGUCGCUCAUCGUCGGAUAUGGCGUGCCGGCCAUCUGGUUCACCAUCAACCCGAACGACAUUACGAACCCGGUGAAGCUGCGACUGGCGGCAUACCGCACACGCGAUCCCGACGCGGCCGAGGAGUUCUUAGAAGGCCUUGGGGAUGCGUAUAAGCGGGCACGGCUGGCGAUAUCGGAUCCCAUGAGCUCGGCCGUGUUCUUCCACCGCGAGAUGAAGCUGUUCUUCGAUCAUUACGUGAAGGUCGGUGAAGAGUCGGUAUUCGGGCGCAUCGGCAAGUACUAUGGCGCCGUGGAGACGAACGAACGAGGGGCGCUUCAUGUUCACGGCUUGCUCUGGCUGCACGGGAACGCGCAUCUCAGCUCGAUGCUUGCCGACAUCCACGGGGAGGAUCAGGCGGCGUAUCGCGAGCGAAUCGUCCGAUACAUCGAUAGCGUCUUCUCAGAGGAUCUGGACCAGGAAAGUUUUUGCGCCGUGCAAGCGGAGCGAUCUGUGACGGGCGGUAUUGGUUCCCUGCUGGACAACGCCGCGCAGUUCUCGGCCGCGUUUAUCGAGGAGGCCAACUUCUGUGCCGGCGCGACGCAGGUGCACACGCAUAGCCCGACCUGUGUGAAGUAUUCCUUGGGCAAAGGAGGGCGGAAAGGGGACCUCUGCCGGUUCAAGGCGCCAUGGAGGUUAGUCGACAAGACCGCCCUCACGGCAGACGGGGUGCUGCAGAUCCGGAGGACACACAGCAUGGUCAAUCGAUGGAACGAGGCUAUUGCUGUCGGGCUCCGGCACAACCAUGAUAUUUCCUUCAUUGCGACGCAGCGCAAGACAAUGGCCCUCAUCUAUUAUGUCACGAACUACGCGACCAAGGUGGAGGACCCGGUGUGGAAGCGUGUGGCGGCCGCGGCCGAGCUCCUGGCCGCCUCAACAGGUGAUGGCACGGCCAACGGAGGGCGGGACGGUGGCGGAGACGCUGCCACCGAUGACCCUGUCAAGGGGAACAGGACGCGACAGUUCCUGAUGAGAGUGGCGAACCGCGUGUUCACGGAGCGUCCGCUAUCACAGGUCGAGGUCGUCGCUCACCUUCUCGGAUAUCCGGCCGAGUUCACCGACAGCAGCGCGUGGGCGUACCUGAACUGUUCUCUGCUGUACUGGGAAGUCUUUCGGCGAUGGCGGCAUCUCCGAGAAGCCAGUGGCGCUGCGGCUAUGGAUGACACCUUGGAUGAGUCGGUGCUCAGGCGGCCGGGCAAGCACGCUACCGUCUGCCUCGACGGCUACCUGAGCAAGGACUUCACCUACGAUGACGAGUCGUGCUACCGGAGGGCAGCCGUGCAGCAUCUUGCGCUGUUCGUGCCGUGGAGUCCUUCCUGGGCGAAGGAACAGCUGCUUCGACGAUCCGCCGAAGACGCAAAACGCGACGCCAAGCAAUGGGCAGCCUCGUCCGGCGAUGGCGACCCGACGGUCGCACACGUCGAGGAGGGUGGAGCAGGCGAGGCGGGCGCGGAGUCUGCAGCGACAUAUCAGCCCAACAGCAUCGGAGACGCAACGCGGCUCAUCGACGUCGUCCGAGGUGCAGUGGGAGCGAAUCAGGUGACGGCCAAGUCGCCGGAGCUCAUGGCAAUGAUACAGCAGCUCUGUCGGUUUCAGCAAUCGGCGCUGCGCUCGACGGCCGAGCUCGAGGCCACGGCGCUGAUCGAACGAGGAGAGGCGGUUAAGCAUGCCAGGGCGGGUAUUUUCCGGGGCCGCACUACCGCCGCAGGAUCAGGUCAAGGCUAUCAAGUCGCAGCAGGGGCGGGAAUGGACGUUCAGUUUGGCCCAUCAACCUCCUUCCUCGCGGCGGGCAAGGUGUUGGCAACACGGCUGACGCUGAACAAGAGGCAGUCCAUCGCUUUUCUGAUAAUAUGCCGCCAGCUCGAUUUGAUGCAGCAGACCGACGGGGCGAUGCCUGCCAGCUGCGCCAGUUCGUCGGCGGAGCGGUUCAUCCACGGCCAGUCUCGAAUGGAUUGGCAGGAGAAGGAUGUGCUCGUCAUCGACGAGGUGAGCAUGCUCGGGGCGCGGACGCUGCACGCCGUGAACGAGCGGCUUCGCCGGCUUCGCGGAUCGCGGCAAGAUUUCGGGGGGAUCCCCAUCGUCCUCUUCUGCGGAGAUUUUCAGCAGUUCCGGCCGGUCCAAGAGAGGUCGAUCGUCCUGCCUAGCGCGGCCAUCUCGUGGGACGUAGACAACUCGUUCAAGGCCGAGCAGCGUCACCAGCACGACAAAGCGCACGCACUGUGGAAGAGGUUCACGACGGUCGUCAUGCUGGACGAGCAGAUGCGCGCCGCCGGCGACCCGGAGCUGCAGAGGCUGCUGAAGCGGAUCCGUCUAGGCGUGCAGGAUCGGACGGAUCUAAACCUCCUCAACUCAAGGAAUCGGUGGAACCUGAACAUGGAGGCGAGCCUGGCGUUCCGGGUCCAGCAGCGGUCGACGAUGCGCAUUUUCAUCUCCGAGCACAAGUGGAAGGAGGAGCUGCCGACGGAGGAAGAGGCGAUCAUGAUACUCAACCAGGGCGACGAUAGCGCGAUCCCGGUGCCGGCCGUCUUCAUGUUCGUGGCCGGGAUGCCCAUCGUCGUGAACCACAACACCCACCAGGGGCUGAAGCUAGUGAACGGCGCGAGCUACUCGGCGGUGGAGGUCAUUGUCGACAAGGCGUACCCGGGGCAUCGGAUCUCGGCCGAUAUGACGAUCCACUUCGGGCCGCCGGCGGGAUCAUUCUCGAAUCGGAGACGACGAGAUAUCUCCACUUCUGCCAGCGAAAAAGGCCGUGGCAACGCAACGACGUCAGCCGAAAGGGGCAAAACGCUGGAGCGCGUGGCCCUCGAGCUGCGAGGGACACGGACGACGAAGAUGGAUGGAACGGUGGUGCCCUCGCAGUGCGACCCGUACGGCCUGUACGUGCAGCUAUCGCGCUGCCGAACUCUAGACGGCAUCAUGCUCGUGUCCAAGGUGCGGGACAGAGACUUGGGGGCAACCGGGUCCCCGAGGAGAUGA
Messenger RNA from Hirsutella rhossiliensis, 3030 nucleotides. RefSeq names its product PIF1-like helicase domain-containing protein. Gene Ontology annotation, biological process: DNA repair; telomere maintenance. The coding region runs from base 1 to 3030 and encodes 1009 amino acids. Gene Ontology annotation, molecular function: DNA helicase activity. The transcript has 10 exons. NCBI's taxonomy places the organism in Eukaryota, Fungi, Ascomycota, Sordariomycetes, Hypocreales, Ophiocordycipitaceae. The record is from RefSeq and is a predicted model, not a curated record.